Messenger RNA from Selaginella moellendorffii, 2013 nucleotides. Its product is annotated as pectinesterase-like. Gene Ontology annotation, molecular function: pectinesterase activity; enzyme inhibitor activity. The record is from RefSeq and is a predicted model, not a curated record. NCBI's taxonomy places the organism in Eukaryota, Viridiplantae, Streptophyta, Lycopodiopsida, Selaginellales, Selaginellaceae. The coding region runs from base 199 to 1917 and encodes 572 amino acids. Gene Ontology annotation, biological process: cell wall modification. The transcript is spliced from 2 exons.
AUGCCUCCAACCAUGAAAACGAUUUUUAAUCCUUGGGAGUCAAUACCACAAACGUGAAGUAACGCCUAGUGGAAAAACUUUAAAAACCUGUCAACGUGGAGACAACGUUCGCACGUAGCCAGCGAUGUCCCGAGAAACAAAUAUAUGGAGGAAGCAACUUGAGAAGAAGCUCGUCACUAGCGUUGUCGAGGAUCCAAGAUGAUGGCGAUGGAUCCAUACGAUCAAACCAGGCACAACGUGAAGCGAGUGAGGAAGAGGUACUUCGUCAUCGGCCUGUCCAGCAUUGUCCUGGUGCUGGUGGUGGUCUGCCUUGCCGUGGGGAUCCACAAGAACAGCGGGAGUGGCAAAGGCGGCAGCAGCAAAGGCGGCGUCAAUCUCCUCCAAGCUACGUGCCAGCAGACGGACUUCCCCCAGGAGUGUGUCUCGUCGCUCUCGUCCUCGACGCCGGACAAUGCCACUCCAAACGAUCUGGCAGCGUCGGCUGUUCGUGUGGCUCAGCAGCAAAUCCAGAGCUUGAUGAACAAGACGGAAGAGUACCUCAACAGCGGAGUCAACGCCACCACCAAAGCCGCGCUCGUUGAUUGCGUGGACAACCUCGACGGUGCUCUGGACCAGCUCAACCUCACCAUCGCCUCCAUCGAUAUCAAGUCCCUGCUCAGCAAAGCAUCGUCAGUGGACGAUCUCUUGACAUCACUCAGCUCUGCGCUAACGUUCCACGAUACCUGCAUCGAUGGCUUCGAAGGUAUCAGCGGCACUGUCAGCGACAAGCUCCAUGUCGAGGGAGGCUACGCCCACAAGAUCCUGAGCAAUGCUCUCGCUGUGGCCACCAUCUUCUUUUCACAGCUUCCUUCCCUGCCUCACUCCAUCCCUGUCCGCCGGCUGCUCGAAGAAACUCCCCAGGCUCUCGAUGGCGAUGAUUCCAUCCCCGAGUGGGUCUCAGCUGCUCAGAGACGAUUGCUGCAGCAGAAAAAAAAUUUCACCCCGAACGUCGUCGUUGCGAAGAAUGGAAAUGGGGACUUCAAGAAGAUUCAAGACGCCAUAGAUGCUGCACCCCUGAAAAGCAGCAAAACAUUCGUCAUAUACGUAAGAGCGGGAGUUUACUCAGAAAGUGUUGUCAUACCGAAAAAGGCCUUAAACAUUAUGCUGGUUGGAGACGGUAUCGGCCGAACCAUCAUCACAGGAAACAAGAACGUCCAGCAGUCGGGUGUCACCACUUUCAACUCGGCAACCGUUAUUGUCAGUGGAAAAGGAUUCUUUGCAAGAGAUCUUACCAUCAGAAACACCGCUGGACCUGAGAACCACCAAGCCGUAGCACUUCGAGUAAGUGCAGACCAAGUCGUCUUCUACCGGUGCUCUCUCGAGGCCUUCCAGGACACGCUCUACGCACACACGCUCCGCCAGUUCUACAGAGACUGCCUCAUCAUGGGUACCGUCGACUUUGUUUUUGGUAACGGAGCUGCUGUCAUCCAGAACUGCACCGUCUUGGCCAGAGUUGGCAUUCCGGGCCAGCAAGUCACCUUCACAGCACAGGGGCGCGUCGAUAAGAGGCAGACCACAGGCCUGUCUUUCAUCAGCUGCAAGAUAGAUGCAACUCCUGAGCUAAGGAACGAGAUUGCACAACAUCCAUCGUACCUUGGAAGGCCGUGGAAGCUCUACUCACGGACAGUCUUCAUGAAGUCGUUCAUCAGCGAUAUAAUUGAACCCCGUGGAUGGCUGGAGUGGAACGGAGACUUCGCUCUCAGCACUCUGUUCUACGGUGAGUAUAAAAACACUGGCCCUGGUUCUGACAGAAGCAAACGCGUUCAAUGGUCGACUGGAAUCACAGACAAGAAGGUGGCUAGUAAGUUCACGGUGAAGUCUUUCAUCAAUGGCAACUCAUGGGUGCCACAGAGUGUACCCUUUGCAGCUGGCUUAUAGACAAGCCAAAGUUUUCCGGAUUGCUUUUUCAUUCUUUAUGCGUGCCUGGAGCAGCACACAUUUCACUGAAUAAAGUACUAAAGGAUACACAGAUUA